This is a messenger RNA of Anolis carolinensis (green anole), 7404 nucleotides long. RefSeq names its product ankyrin repeat and death domain containing 1A (gene ankdd1a). Gene Ontology annotation, biological process: signal transduction. The transcript is spliced from 14 exons. Gene Ontology annotation, molecular function: protein binding. The record is from RefSeq and is a predicted model, not a curated record. Bases 473 to 1756 code for a protein of 427 amino acids. Lineage: Eukaryota; Metazoa; Chordata; Lepidosauria; Squamata; Anolidae.
AUGAACCCCAUUUCUCACACAGGAUUUAUAUCAUUUCGAGCAUUGGAUUGAAGAAGCUUCAACUGCCACUUCAACUACCACUUCAACUGCCAUAACUCAAGGCUAUGGAAUCCCAGAGCUGUCGUUUGACCAAGUCUUUAGCCUCCUCUGCUAAAGGGUGCUGGUGCAUCAACAAAUAUACAAACCCCAUGAUUCCAUCGCAUUAAGCUGUUACAGUUCAAGCGGUUCAUUCGACAGUGUAGACACGCUGUUCAGGGUCAAAUCCUCCUUCUUUGCCAUGUAAACCCAUUGGGUGACCUUCGGCAACUCUCACUCUCUCAGCCUCUCUGCGGAGGCCAAUUGACCAUCUGCUUCUGAAGGAAUCUGGAUAGACAGGACUGCGCUCCAUUGGGCAGCCGGAGCAGGGCACGAACAGGCGGUGCGUCUUCUCUUGGAUCACGACGCCUCCGUCAACGAUGUGGAUAACUUUGGGAUGAACGCCCUCCUCUUGUCGGCUUGGUUCGGCCACCUGCGCAUCCUUCAGAUCCUGGUCAACGCCGGCGCCAAAACCAACUGUGCAAACAAGAAUGGACGCCACUUGCUGCAUUGCGCUGCCCAAAGAGGACACCUGAAGGUGAUUGAGUUCAUCAUGGAAGAUCUGGAGGAUGUGCGGCUGGAUAAGAAAGACAAGAUGGACCGGACUGCCUUUCAUUUAGCAGCAGAGAAUGGGCACCUCGAAGUAGUGGAGUUCCUGGUUGCCUUGAGUUGUGCACAGAACCUUAAAGACAAGGAGAAGAACACAGCCCUCCAUUUAGCUGCCAAGAAUGGUCACACACGGGUGCUACGGAAACUUAUUGAAAUUGGGAUGGACCUUGAUGAGAAGAAUAUGGAAGGGUUGACUGCACUGCAUUUGGCUGUUGAAGGAGGACACCAUGGCUGCCUGAAUCUACUCCUGGAAGCCGGCUGUGAUAUCAAUGCCCAAACUCAGAAAAACAUGACCUGCCUUCAUUACGCUGCACUGAAUUGCUACGAAGACAUGGCCAGGAUCCUGAUCAAUGCAGGGAUUCAAAUAGAUGCACUGAAUUAUCAAAACUCCUCUGCUAUGCAUAUUGCGGUGCUACACAAUCAUCCAUCCUUGGUCAAGCUCCUGAUUGAUGCCGAAUGUGACCUGGACAUCCCUGAUAAUAGGCAGCAGAGCCCGCUGCAUAUUGCUGCUGAAUAUGGGAGGCAAGACAUUGCGGAGAUCAUCCUGAUCGCCGGGGUGAAUUUGAAACUCACAGACAAGCAAGGGAAAACAUCACUAGAUAUUGCUGCCCGUGGGAACCACGUCAACUUGGCUGAUAUGAUCAUCAAAGCAGAUAGGUUUUACAAAUGGGAAAAGGAUACGCUGAACAGCGAUUCUGACUCCUGGAUAGCCAAGCACCUCACCUUCAAGCAAGACCACCGUCUGGAGACCAAACACAUCCGUUCGGUCAUGUGGAGACUCGCUACCAAAUACCUCAAACCCAGUGAGUGGAAGAAGCUGGCGCAUUACUGGAAAUUCACUGAGGCACACAUCCGAGCGAUUGAACACCAGUGGGCAGGCACCAAAAGUUAUCGGGAACACGGCCACAGGAUGCUGCUGAUUUGGUUCCACGGCAUGAUCAUGGCGGGGGAAAACCCGGUCAAAGGGCUCUAUGAAGGUUUGGUGGGCAUCGGGAGGAAAGACUUGGCAGAGAGCAUCCGGAAACAAGCAAACGCCGAACCUACUUCUCCAAGGAAGUGUGCAGCUAUGUGAAGCCUGAGAAAAUGACAAGAGUCCAGAUCCUAUUGCUGUAAAUGGGUUGCAACCAAUGGAACUGACCUAAUCAUUUUUUAAGAAACUAUGGUUCUUCAAAUAGGUUGUCAUUAACCUGUCUCUAAGGGCUUCACGCCAUAACAAAUGGCACCGUUUUUCCACCUGAGAUAUCAGGUAAACAUAAAAUGUGCAUCACCGCAAUCCAUUCUGGCAGGUAAUUGAGUUGUAUUUUUAAUCAGAGAUUGAUUUCCUAACUCUGACGCUAAGGUCCUCUUUUAAGCCUAAAUCCCAUUGAAUCCAUUGAAGUUGCCAUUGCAUGAAGGUGGUUUUUAAAACCAGAAUAUCUCACUGUGAAGUAUAGAAUGCCUUCUGUUUUGUGGAGCUCCAUCAUGGAGAUGUCCUUGGGCCACCUUCCCAAUAUUCCUUAUGUUAGAUAAAGAUGCUGGGAUCUGCAGUCUGUGAUCUGCCAAGGCAUACAUAUUCACCUCCGUUGUGGAAACCUAGCAGCAUUUCUCUGAUUUUCAUUUGAAAAAUAACUGCGCCUCGUUUUGUCAAUUUAAAAUGCUCCUCUUGCUGCCAACCAAGCGCUGGCGAUCUGUGUAUAUUUUCAGUGUGGUUUGUUUACAACUUUAUCGUGGAAGUAUAAUUUAUUUUUGGGGAUUUUGGCUCCACGUAGCCCACCCAUCCCAUUAUCUAUUCCAUAUAGGAUAUUCCCUUAUUACAUUUCAAAACCCAACCAAUCAUGGGAAUCAUAAACUGCAGGUUCCAGCAUUUGGUUAUGCUAUUUAGAGCUGCAGGAAUCUAUAGCUCAACAUCUGGAAGACUGCAUGGUUGCCAUCACAGUCAAGGUAAAGGUGACCUUCUGAGUCUCAGGGUGCAUCUACACUGUGGAAUUAACUCAGUUUGACAUCACUUUAACUCUGGUUGGCAAGAAACCAUCCCUUUUUGACAGAGACGACUAAAGACCUUCUCAAAUUAUAAUAGCACUAGCUUGGAGACCUGGCGGUGCCUGGGUUAGAAGAAGGCAAUGUUUGUUUUUUUAUUUUAUUUAUUUAUUUAUUUAUUUUUCAAGCUUAUAUGCCGCCACUCCCCUAGGGCUCGGGGUGGCUUACAAGAACAGGCUAAAAUCAACAAUUUAUUUAUUUAUUUAUUUAUUUAUUUAUUUAUUUAUUUAUUUACAGCAUUUAUAUUCCGCCCUUCUCACCCCGAAGGGGACUCAGGGGACUCACAUUACACAUAUAGGCAAACAUUUAAUGCCUUUUAACAUAGAACAAAGACAAGACAAACAUAGGCUCCGAGCGGGCCUCAAACUCAUGACCUCCUGGUCAGAGUGAUUCAUUGUAGUGAUUCAUUGCAGCUGCUCUCCAGCCUGCGCCACAGCCCGAGCCCAUUUAAAAAACAUCUUUAAACAUCUUUUAAAAAAAUCUUAAAAUGUUUUGGGGUGAAGUUUGGUCCAGAUCCGUCAUUGGCUUGGUUCAGUGCUGUCUGGAUAAGGGUGAACUACAACUUCCAGAUCUGAAGUUAAUCACCCCCAAAUCAGUCCUGUAUGCACAGUUGGCCAUGUUGGGUCUGUGUGCCAAGUUUAGUCCAGAUUUGUUGUCGACUGGGUUCACUGCUGUCUGGAUAAGGGUGAACUACUACUCCCAGAUCCGAAGUCAAUCACCCCCAAACCAGGCCUGUAUGCACAGUUGCCAAGUUUGGUCCAGAUCUGACGUCAGCUGGAUUCAGUGCUUUCUGGAUGUAGGUUAAUGUCGCACCUCAGAAUAGUUCACCUUGCUGUUGACACCAGAUCACACACACAGAUAGUCUUUUGUAAUUUUAUUGAGCAAAAGCAAAUAUAUAUCAAAGAAGGCAGAAAUAAAGUUCCCAAAGUAGUUGUAAAAAGAGUCAGUAAAUCCAAUAGUCCAUAGGCAAAACAAGAGUCAGUAAAUCCAAUAGUCCAUAGGCAAAACAAGAGUCAGUAAAUCCAAUAGUCCAUAGGCAAAGCGGGAGUCAUUAAUCCAAAAGAACAAAGGUCCAUAGGUUACAAAGAUCCAGGAACAGGAGAAUCUCUAAGACAAGAAAACAGACAUCCACUCUGAUGAAGCGAGAAUUUGCUUUGACAAAUAUAUGUCUCUCAACACACAGUUUUAAAAGCAACCCAAAAAUGCAUUUCUCUUUCCUUCGGAGACCUCCCGCUUUCUAGCUAAUCUCAGGCUGCGGUGAGGCUGAGGCAUUCCUUUCCAUUGCAAACGAUCUGCUCUAGAUAGCAAUGGCACUUCCUCAAGGCCAACUAAAUCAUUAUCUUGCACCUGAACAAGGGCCUGAGACAAUCCAGCUCAUUAGUUCCCAUGGGAAUGUCUUCCUGGUUGUUAUCUAUGACAGGCUGGUUCAAGAGUUCACCAACAAGCUGUGUUCCUGGCUCUUCUGAACCAGCCUGUAUAAUUCCCAUCCCCAUGCAAUCAUCCUGAAAUUCAUCCUGCAUCCCAUCAUCUGGCUCCUGCAUCUGGGAACCCAGAAUCCCCUUCCUCAUCUUCAGACUGGCUCUGCUGCUGCUGAGUCACAACACUUAACUAUAAUUUCCGAAAUCAAGGUCCAUUUCCACAAGCCCCUGCAGUAUGUUCAGUUGGUCUCUGUGCCAAGUUUGUUCCCAGUCCAUUGUCAGUGGGGGCCACAAUAUCAGUGAAGGUACUACAAGUCCCGUUAUCUGUGGCAAGUUUGGUCCAGAUCCAUCGUUGGUUGGGUUCACAGUGCUCUCUGGAUGUAGGUGAAGUACAGCUCUUGUAGAUCGUGGUGAAUUAUCCCCAAACUUCUUGUUCAGUUGCUGAUUAAUUCCUCUGUUAACUGUACGCCAUAGGGAAGGGUUAAGGGAGAGGCAGUGGGCGGGGUCAUGCAAAUUAAGGAAACCUGGGAUGUCCAUUCUGGAGGAAAAACAGAACAUCUAGGAUUAAAUUGUCCCCAGGAAAACCUUCACUUGGGUGGGGGGCAGAACGGUGUUUGUGGAGGACACGGGCAGGGUUUGGGCUACAUGUUCCUGGUGCUCACUGUAACCUGCAUGUCAGUGAAAGGAGGGCCAUGGGUGUCUCCUGCUCAGUGGGAUCUAUAGCUGUUUGUGGAGGCCGGAGGCUGUUUGUGUAAGUGGACACGACACCUCCUCCACAUACACAUCUUCACUUUUAUUAUGUGUAUACUUGAACUGCAUUCGUUCUGCAGCAUAGGUGCAUUCCAAUACAACUGAGUUCAAUUUCUGCUUAACUUUGGAUGCAUUACUUGAACAAGUGAGAAUAUUAAGCACAACCAAACUGAACACAGAUGAGAUGUAGUGUUUUGAUCUAGGUUUUUUGGUGGCACCAUCAUAGAGCUGUUGAUGGCUGUGUAUCUACUGCAUUGUUUCUUGUAAUUCAGGAUGGGAAUCCAUGUUUCUAAAGUGAACUCUGCCAUGGCAAAAGGUUCAGAGGUGCAUGCUUGUUGAGGCACAAAACUUCAUCGCAAGAGACGCGUUGACAAUAUCUCUAUAAUGCAGCAGGGAUGGGAGCCAUGCCAUCAACUCCAAUCCCUCUAAUCCAAUGCCUUGGGAAUCGUAUCCAUAAUCGUUCGGAGCAAUGCUCCAACUGGGGUUGCACGAGCCAUGGAACGGCAGGUUAUUCAACCCCGUGUAAAUAUCAAUGAGGAUUUGGGGUGGCCAACAAAAGGUGCGGGGAAGCCAUUGUACAACUGAGCCAAUACUUCUAGGGUUCCGGCUAACCGUUUCCCUACAUUUUUAGCUAUGCACUUGGAGACAAUAAGCCGGCCAGCCCCUCCUCCUUAGCAUGUCGACGGCAGCAACGUCAAUACAAGGAAAUGCGUCAGUUCUGGAAGUGCCAUGAAAAUACAAUGCCAAGCCAGAGAAAGUCCAUUAACACAAUGUCCUGCCCUUUUGGAUCUUCUAAUGUUUGCAGAUUUUAAAAUAGUAGAGUCUCGCUUAUCCAACAUAAACGGGCCGGCAGAACGCUGGAUAAGCAAAAAUGUUGGAUAAUAAGGAGGGAUUAAGGAAAAGCCUAUUAAACAUCAAAUUACGUUAUGAUUUUACAAACUAAGCAACAAAACAUGUUUUGCAACAAAUUGACAGGUAAAGCAGUUCAAUAUAUGGUGAUGUAGUAAUUACUGUAUUUACGAAUUUAGCAGCGAAACAUCGCAAUGUAUAGACUACAUUCCCUACAAAAAUAUUUGACUACUAAAAGGCAGAAUGCGUUGGAUAAUACAGAACGUUGGAUAAGCGAGACUUUAUUGUAUUGAAAUGCUUUAAUGCAAGCUGCUUUGAGUCUCCUUCAUGGAGCAAAAGAGCAGAGUAUACAUAAACAUCAUCAUGGGAAACAAACCCAAGAAUAGCCAAAAAUUUCCUCCUGGUUUUCCAGAAGAGAUUAAUACAAGUCUGCAUAGGGUUCUCCUGUACACUUUAUUGUGCUAUUUAUUACUAAUUUAAUUUUUAUUUAUUUGACCAGUCAUAUGACCAUUUCAAAAUACUCUACCUCCGCAGGGAUAUGGUCCGACCCAGGAGACUUAUGAACAUUUUGUGAUCCGCCCCGAGUCUCUCAGGGAGAUGGUGGUGGGAUAUAAAUAAAGUAUUAUUAUUAUACUAUUAUUAUUAUAUUGUAUGACACAGCAAACAAGAUAGAUAAGCUGGAUUUCGUAUUACAAAAUCACAAGUCGAACACUUCCCAAGCGUCUAGGACUGGGUGAUGUAUUUUCGGAUGAUGCGUGCAGAUCCCAGUAGGGUGGCCUUUUGCAGUUGGCAGAUCGUAAUUUUGUCAAUGUUUAUUGUUUCCAAAUGCUGGCUGAGAUCUUUUGGCAUGGCACCCAAUGUGCCAAUCACCACCGGGACCACCUGCACUAGUUUAUUAUUAUUAUUAUUAUUAUUAUUAUUAUUAUUAUUAUUAUUAUUAUUAUUAUUAUUUUAUUGUAUGACACAGCAAACAAGGUAUGCUAGAUUUCGUAUCACAAAAUCACAAGUUGAACACUUCCCAAGUGUCUAGGACUGUGUGAUGUAUUUUCGGAUGCAUCAUCCAGUAGGGUGGCCUUUUGCAGUUGGCAGAUCGUGAUUAUUAUUAUUAUUAUUGAGUGCAUCUGUAUUGUAGAAUGAAUGCAGUUUGACUCUACUUUGACUGCCAUGACUCAAUGUUAUGGUACCAUGGGAGUUGUAGUUUUACAAGGUUAAGCUUUCUCUUCCAAAGAGGGCUGGUGCUACAUCAAACGGCAACUUCUGCAAUUGCUUAGCCUUGAGCCAUGGCAGUUUAAAGUGUUGUCGAAGUGCUUUAAUUAUACAAUGCAGAUACACCCAAAUCAAAGUCAGUCUGAGGAGGAUCCAGAGGGCAUUACAGGCCAUGUAGACAUCUUUAAGGGCCGCUCAACUUUAAUAUAAGCAUUUACUGUUUCUCUGAAGGGCUUCUCUUUGGCAUCAACAUUCAAUUGAGAGAUUUGUCCCAGAACACAAACCCCCAAUUGCUUCCUUCCCUGUAUCCUACAGGUUGGAAAUCUCAACUUCAAGGCAGCAUGCAGACUUGGUCCUAGAAAAGAUAGUGACCAGGUUGUUGCAAACGUUGGUCAGACUUUCUUAAAAUUUGUCAUGAAGUUUUUGUAUUUUUUUUAAGUGUUGAAGCAUCUGGUUUUCAAAUAAACAAGGUUUCCCUUAA